This is a messenger RNA of Microthlaspi erraticum, 1026 nucleotides long. Lineage: Eukaryota; Viridiplantae; Streptophyta; Magnoliopsida; Brassicales; Brassicaceae. The record is from the annotation of a GenBank genome assembly.
AUGGCCUCCAAGGCAGUUGGAGAUCUUGUUUGGGUUCAACUAUGGAGAGGGACCAAGUGGAACUUCAAGGAAAAGGAACUCCAAAGGGUUUGGGCUACAAUCGCUGAUGGAGUGUACUCUUCCUCAAGGUCCAAGGCAGCUCAAAUCAGGAGCCCAGUCUUGAGAUAUGUGCACAAGGCACUUGCCAACACCUUCUUUGCAAGGAAGGCGACCGGGACAAUCAACGAGGGGGAACUCAAGUUUCUUGACAUGGGAAUCAAGCCCAUUCUCUCACGCACAAGCGAUGGCAAGAGGAUCAGGGGAGAUAGAUCUGACACAGGGAACUUGAUGCCUUCCUUGACAGGAAACUUGAUGCCUUUCCUUGACCAUCUCCUUACCUACAAGAUCACAGCCUACAACACUAGACAUCAACGAGGGAGGCGCCUAAGUGUUGGAGGGCUCAUCACUCCUAUCUUGUGUGCUGCUGGAGUGAACCCAACUGAUAGAGAGCCACUGAACCAGGUUCCAAUUCAAGUUCACACAUCCAUUGGCUGGCCCUCCAAGCUUCUCCUGCCUAACCCUGAGCUCACCACAGUAGUAAGGGGCCAGGAGAGUGCGGAUUUGGGUGAGCCUGAGUGCUAUUACUUUGAGGAGUAUGAGGCUCCAAGGAUGAACCCCUCUGUUGUGGCUGCCCACAAGAGGAUUGGACUUCUCCAAAAGUUCAACAAAUGGCAAGGGAAAGCCAUUGAGAAGAUGCAAAAGUCCAUGGACAAGAUGGUGAGCAAGAUCAAAAGUUUGGAGAAGAAGGUUUCUGGUUCUUCAAGCAAGAAGAAGAAGUCCAAGGCCCCCACAUUCCCUAGGAGUAGAUCUCCUCACCACUCCAAGGAGGCUCCCUGCCCAAGAGCCUCACAGAGCCUCUUCUUUCGAGCCAAGGGAAGGAGAAGACAACACGCAGAGAAGGAGGAAGACUUCCAAGGCCAGACGCUCCAGCUCGACCACCGGACUCGAUCGAGUCCAAACAGAGGAAACUCAACUCGAUCGAGCUGA